Lolium rigidum is the source of this 1431-nucleotide messenger RNA. Its product is annotated as beta-glucuronosyltransferase GlcAT14B-like. The record is from RefSeq and is a predicted model, not a curated record. The transcript has 4 exons. Gene Ontology annotation, cellular component: membrane. Gene Ontology annotation, molecular function: glucuronosyltransferase activity. Lineage: Eukaryota; Viridiplantae; Streptophyta; Magnoliopsida; Poales; Poaceae. Bases 1 to 1227 code for a protein of 408 amino acids.
AUGUCGAGGAAGCACCACCCGCCGCCGCAGGCGCACCACCACCGCCAGCGGUGGCCGCGCUGGCUGCUGCUGGCGCUCCCGCUGCUCUCGCUCCCCAUCCUCUACGCCGCGCUCGGCUCCGCGCGCUCGCAGCCGCAGCCGCCGCGGCUGGGGGGCAGGCAGCAGCCCCCGCUGCCGCCGCCGAGGCUCGCCUACCUCAUCUCGGGCGGCCCCGGGGACGGCCCGCGGAUCCGGAGGCUGCUCGCGGCGCUCUACCACCCCUGGAACUACUACCUCGUCGGGGUCGCGGGCGACGAGGACCGCGCGGAUCUCGAGGCCUUCGUCCGCGGCGAGGAGGCGCCGCGCCGCUACGGCAACGUGCGGGUCGCCGCGCCCGGCGAGUGGGCCGCGGUCUCGCGCCGGGGACCCACCGAGCUCGCCGCCACGCUCCACGGCGCCGCGCUCAUGCUCAAGGAGUUCCAGGGGUGGAGCUGGUUCAUCAAUCUCAGCGCCUCCGACUACCCGCUCAUGCCCCAGGAUGACCUCCUUCAUAUCUUCUCAUAUCUUCCAAGAGAUCUGAACUUCAUCGAGCACACAAGCAGUAUCGGUUGGAAGGAGCAUCAAAUGGCAAGACCAAUCAUUGUAGAUCCAGCGUUGCAGAUCUCGAACAAAACAGAGGUCAUAACAACAAAGGAGAAAAGAAGCUUGCCUUCAGCUUUCAAAAUAUUUGUAGGUUCGUCGUGGGUAAUAUUGAGCCGGCCAUUCCUGGAGUUUUGCAUACUAGGAUGGGACAACCUUCCUCGCACGCUACUCAUGUACUUCACCAACUUCCUGUCGUCCUCAGAGGGGUACUUCCACACAGUGAUCUGCAACUCGAAGUACUACCAGAACACCACCGUCAACAGCGAUCUCCGUUUCAUGGCAUGGGAUAACCCCCCUCGGACACACCCUCUUAAUCUGACAACCGAGCACUUCGCCGCGAUGAGGGACAGCGGGACGCCGUUUGCACACUCUUUCACAUACGACGAUCCAGUCUUGGAUAUGAUCGACGCCGAGCUGCUGAAGCGACGGCCCGACCACUUCACGCCAGGUGGAUGGUGCUUGGGUAGCCCGGUCGGUGGCAAAGACCCUUGUAGCUUCUUCGGAAGGUCGUUUGUUCUCCGGCCAAUGAAAGGCUCGGGGAAGCUAGAGAAGUUGUUGUUGAAACUGUUGGAACCUGACAAUUUCAGGCCUAAACAGUGUAUAUAACACUCUUUGUUACUCACACGUAGCCAGCUUUUAGUGUUUUUGUAGUGUUCAGGGGCAAAGUGUUCCUGAGGUGGUUCUGAUUGUUGUUGCGGUAGCAGGUAGCCACAGUGACACAGCGUGCUGUAUACUUGCAACUGAAGCUCGAAGAGCGACCGAACUCAUACACGUACACACUUGAUGCUCCAUCGUACUUAGAGAGCCAAA